AUGGAAAAGGUCCUGGCUGGUUUGUGUGGGACCAGCCCAGAAGAUCCACUCCCUGUGUGGGUUGGUGGCACAGUUGGCCAUUGCUUUAAUCAGCUGGUGCUGAAUGUGGUUCCUCAUGUGAUCCUGGCUGCGGUCAGCGCCUGCUUCCUUGGCACUCCAAGAUCUGGCUCAGCAUUGUCUCACAGGCGAGGCUGGAGAUGCAGAAUUGCCGUAUCGUUUGUACUUGCUGGCUUACUCCUCGCUGAUAUAAUCCCAGCUGCCAUUUCUCAGCAGGAGCUGGGCCCUGUAUACCUGGAAGUGUUAUCCAGUGGCAUUGCUGCACUGACGUGGCUCACUCAUGGCCUUGCUCUCGUCAUGCUCAGCAGGUCCAUUCACAGCUCCACUAGGGGCCCUGCCGCCCUGGCUCUCCUCACUCUCUUACCGCUGCCUUCCCUCCUCAUCACACUGGUGUGGUAUUGCCAAAGUGGGACAGCUUGGUCUCCUGCCCGUCCUGCUGCCUCCUCCAGGUUCACCAUUCUCUGUCUGCAGCUGGCCUCCUUGCUGACUUAUGUGAUUAGCUACCUCUUGCCCGCUGCUGAUAGGCUUGAAUUCCUCUCCAUCAACAGCUCCCAGCAGCAGGAUCAGCUCAUCUCAGAGUCAGAGAUCUCAGCGUCAGAUCAGCAGGGAGUGGCAGAAGAUGGUGAGAGCUGGCUCUCACGCUUCUUUUAUGCUUGGAUGAACCCUCUUAUGAAACGUGGCUAUCAGUGGAAGCUGAACCAACCACAAGAUGUCUGUCUGCUUCCUCGAAAGCUUCAGGCUGCCAGGGUCUGUGAUCAGUUCUAUGCCUGCUGGCAGAAGAAAGCAGCUAUGCACCAAGUAGAGGAGGAGACGGUGUCUCCUACUAGCCCAAUCAUUGCUGGAGGUGAUGGCAGUAGCGAUGUCCUGGACAGGUCACGCCAUGCCCAGGAGGCUGUGCGACUCCUCUCAGUGCUUCAUGCAGCGUUUGGGCUUCGUUUCUACUCCCUGGGACUUCUCAAGCUGGUUGGUAGCCUGCUCGGUUUCUCAGGCCCUCUGCUUCUCAACCUGCUGGUGAACUUCAUGGAGUCACGGCAGGAACCCUUGAGCCACGGGGUGCUCUAUGCUCUUGGGCUCUUUGCUGGCUCCUUUGUGGGUGCACUUUUGCGGAACCAGUUCAGCUAUGAGGUGCAGAAGGUGAUGCUUAUGGUGCGAGCUGCCGUCAUCUCUGCCAUCUACCGCAAAGCUCUACGUGUUGGCAGCACCAGCCUUUCCCGCUUCACUGUGGGUGAAAUCGUCAACUUCAUGAGCACGGACACCAGUAGAUUGGUCAACUUCUGUCUCAGCUUCCACGAGGUGUGGAGCCUGCCCUUCCAGUUUGCCAUUACACUCUAUCUCCUUUACCAGCAAGUGGGUAUAGCCUUUCUGGGAGGCCUGGCCCUGGCACUGCUGCUUGUGCCUAUAAACAAGCUCAUAGCCAACCGCAUCAUGAUGAGCAACACAGAGAUGCUGAAGCACAAGGAUGCACGGGUCAAGCUAAUGACGGAGUUCCUAAAUGGGAUUCGUGUUAUCAAGUUUUAUGCCUGGGAGAAGCACUUCAGCACCAGGAUAAAUAACUGCCGAGCUAAAGAGCUGCAGAAGUUGCGAGCCAUCAAAUACUUGGAUGCUGUGUGCGUUUAUCUGUGGGCAGCACUGCCGGUUGUUGUCUCCAUUGUCAUCUUCAUCACCUAUGUCCUGAUGGGUCACCAACUCACUGCCACAAAGGUGUUCACAGCAUUGGCCCUUGUUGGGAUGCUCAUUCUCCCCCUCAACAGCUUCCCAUGGGUGUUGAAUGGGACUUUGGAAGCCAAAGUUUCCCUGGAUCGGAUCCAGCGUUUCCUUGAACUCGUGGACCAGGAUUUGGAAUCGUAUUAUGCCCUAGGUAAUCCUUCAGGUACGGCUUCUGCUAUAGAUAUAAGAGGUGCAGAUUUUUCAUGGGUGCCAGUCAAAGAAGAAAGCACCAGCCAGCCCUCAUCCACUGGCAGUCUGCAACUGCACAUUGAGAACCUCUCAGUAAGAAAGGGAAUGCUCCUGGGAGUUGUCGGAAAGGUUGGCUCUGGCAAGAGCUCUCUGCUUGCUGCUAUCACUGGAGAACUCAUUAAACAAGGUGGACAAGUAUAUAUUUGUGACCUGGAGCAAGGAUUUGGUCUGGCCACACAGGAGCCUUGGAUCCAAUUUACCACUGUCCGUGAGAACAUCCUUUUUGGGCGACAAUAUGAUGCCAGGCUGUAUGAAGAGGUGGUGGAGGCCUGUGCCCUCUCUGAGGACCUGAAUAUUUUACCUGCAGGUGACCAGACAGAGGUGGGUGAAAAUGGUGUGACACUCAGCGGGGGUCAGAAGGCUCGAAUAGCCCUUGCCAGGGCUGUUUAUCAGGAAAAAGAGCUUUACCUCCUUGAUGAUCCCUUGGCUGCAGUCGAUGCAGAUGUAGCCAGUCAUCUGAUGCAGAAGUGCAUUCUUGGAGUUCUCCAACACAAGACCAGAAUCCUUUGCACCCAUAGGACAGAAUUUUUGGAAAGGGCCGAUGCUUUGUUGUUGAUGGACAAUGGCAGGAUAAUCAAGACAGGCCCACCAGCUGAUAUCCUGCCUCUCGUGGAAUCUGUCCCCAAAUUCAAGGAUAUGAAGAAGAGGCGGAAUGAUAAAGACUCUGAUGAGCAGGGCCAGGAAGAAGCUAUAGAGACAGAGGCAGAAGAAUCAUUGCAGGACAAAUGUCUCCUCCACAAGGAGGAGGAGAAGAAAGAAGGGGCUCUGGAUUUUCAGGUGUACAAGGCAUAUUGGUUGGCAAUGGGCAGCUGCUUAGCAUUAUCUAUUCUCCUCUCACUGCUCCUGAUGCAAGCAUCCAGAAAUAUCUCGGAUUGGUGGCUCUCACACUGGAUCUCCAGCAUAUCCCAAACAGCAAAUACAUCUGUGAUGGUCUUUUCAGCUUCCCUGCCUUCCACAAAACUGCUUCUCUUCUCCGUUGUUGGGCUUGUCUCCCCGAUUCAAGCUCUGGACACAGCCCCAGUCCCUUCCAAUGCUUCGCUGGAUGUGAAUUUCUACCUGACAGUUUAUGGGGGCAUCGCAGGGGCCAACUCUCUCUUCACCAUUUUUCGGGCCUUCCUCUUUGCUUAUGGCACUAUCCGUGCUGCCGUUGUCAUUCACAAGCGACUGCUCCAGAGAGUUAUAAAGGCCACAGUCACCUUCUUUGAUACGACACCAACAGGCCGGAUCCUGAACCGCUUCUCCUCAGACCUAUACUGCGUGGAUGACAGCUUGCCAUUUAUCCUUAACAUUUUCUUGGCCAACAUGUAUGGGCUUUUGGGCAUGCUGGUGAUAAUCACCUAUGGUCUCCCUUGGAUUGGCCUGGUCUUACUCCCUCUGGCUGCUCUCUACUUCUCCAUCCAACGCUAUUACCGGCGCACAUCCCGGGAACUCAAGCGCCUUUGCAGUGUCACCCUGUCUCCCAUUUACACUCAUUUCUCAGAGACUCUCUCAGGACUGAGCAGCAUCAGAGCCAUGCGGGCAACACAGAGGUUUGAGUUGGAGAAUGAGCUGCGCCUAGAAAAGAAUCAGCGUUGCCUCUUUGCCAGCAACACAGCGAUGCAGUGGCUGGACAUUCGCUUGCAAAUGAUUGGGGUUGCUGUGAUUACAGCUAUCGCAGGAAUUGCCAUCAUCCAGCACCAGAAGCAGCUAGGAAAUCCAGGACUUGUGGGCCUGGCGCUCUCGUAUGCCCUGUCUGUCACAAACCUGCUCUCAGGCCUCAUUUCCAGCUUCACUACAACAGAAACCAUGAUGGUGAGUGUAGAGCGGACAGAAGAAUAUACCACAGACAUCCCCGUGGAGCCCCAGGAUAAACUGGUCCAGGUUGCUGCUGACUGGCCUAGCCAAGGGCUUGUGGAGUUCCAGCAGGUGAUCCUGGCCUACCGAGCAGGCCUUCCCAAUGCACUCGAUGGAGUGAGCUUCACCGUGUACCCUGGAGAGAAGGUGGGGAUUGUGGGUCGCACAGGAUCUGGAAAAUCCACCCUUUUCUUGGCACUGUUCCGCAUGCUGGAGCUGAAAGCAGGCCGUAUUCUCCUGGAUGGUGUUGACAGCCGGCUGGUGGGCUUGGAGGAACUGAGAUCUAGACUGGCCAUCAUCCCCCAGGAUCCAUUUCUAUUCAGUGGCUCAAUCCGAGAGAACUUGGACCCACAGGGAAAACGGACAGAUGCGGAGCUCCAUGAGGUGCUGGAGCAGUGCCACCUGCGGGAUGCUGUUACCCAGAUGGGUGGAUUGGACAGUGAGCUGGGAGAGAGAGGAAAGAAUUUGUCUUUGGGUCAGAGGCAGCUGGUGUGUCUGGCAAGAGCGCUCCUGACACAGGCCAAGGUGCUGUGCAUUGAUGAGGCCACAGCCAGUGUGGAUCAGAAGACAGACCAGCUGCUGCAGCAAACCAUCCGCCAGCGCUUUGCUGACAAAACUGUUUUGACAAUUGCUCACAGGCUGAACACCAUCUUGGACUCGGACCGUGUGCUAGUGAUGCAGGCUGGAAGGGUGGUGGAGCUGGACUCACCUGCCUGCCUAAGCAAAAAGGACGGCUCCUUGUUUCAGCGCCUGCUGCACAGCGGGCAGCAGUAACCUUCAGGGGCUGAGGUCAGGCAGCCCUUCUGCAUCCGUGUCUGCUUUUCCUCUUGCCUCAGCUGCCAGCCCCAUCCCUGCAGGGCCAGGAGCUGCUGAGGUGAGAGGAGGGGUCAUUGCUUUCUGCUGAUAGUGACUGUAUGUCUCAGGGAUGGAAGCAUGGCACUGUAGCCUUUCCUUAAGCAAGGAAAAUGUGAACUGGUGCUUAGGGCCAUGCGAGCCUGGCCCUAAGCAGGGCCCCAAAGCUUCCCUUUGUGAUUACAGAGGGCUUUUCUGCUCACUGAAGAAUCAGUGACUCCUAAUCUGAGAUUCAGUCUCAAGUAUGCCAUUUAAAAUAAAAUGGGAACAUUCUUGUGAA
Molecule: messenger RNA, 4978 nt
Organism: Coturnix japonica (Japanese quail)
Lineage: Eukaryota; Metazoa; Chordata; Aves; Galliformes; Phasianidae
Source: RefSeq, a predicted model, not a curated record